Molecule: messenger RNA, 681 nt
Organism: Tigriopus californicus
Lineage: Eukaryota; Metazoa; Arthropoda; Copepoda; Harpacticoida; Harpacticidae
Gene: Snx3
Product: sorting nexin-12-like
Biological process (GO): late endosome to Golgi transport; endocytic recycling
Cellular component (GO): retromer complex; early endosome membrane
Molecular function (GO): phosphatidylinositol-3-phosphate binding
Source: RefSeq, a predicted model, not a curated record
UUCCGUCGCUCGGGGCUGGCCAGGUGGGCGUGCUUUGUCUCUAGUGUGUGUAGUUGGCGUAUUGGAUGAUGGCCUCCGAGGACGCGACCAAACGGCUAAGCUCCAAGAAGCAGACGUUGGACGACGCCUAUGCGGCGCCGGCCAAUUUCCUGGAGAUCGACGUCAUCAAUCCCAUCACGCACGGCAUGGCCAACAAGCGAUACACAGACUAUGAAGUCCGCAUGAAGACGAACCUUCCGGUGUUCCGUGUCAAAGAGUCGAGUGUCAGGCGACGUUAUAGCGAUUUUGAAUGGCUUCGCAAUGAGCUGGAAAGAGAUAGCAAGAUUGUGGUUCCGGCCUUACCAAGCAAGGCCAUUAAACGUCAGCUACCUUUUCGGAAUGACGACGGCAUCUAUGAGGAGGGAUUCAUUGAAGAGCGGCGCUCAGGUUUAGAAGCAUUUGUCAAUAAAAUUGCUGGCCAUCCCAUGGCUCAAAAUGAGCGUUGUCUCCACAUGUUUCUGCAGGAGCCGAACAUUGAUCGCAAUUACGUCCCAGGCAAGAUCCGGAGUGCUUGAUCUGCCACAUCUCCCCUCCCUAAAUCCCCUUCACAUAAUCUCACCAGAUAUUUCUACACCUAAUGCUAUGUAUGUGCUUGUAGCUUAUGAAACGAGCUGGUAACAAGAUUUUUUCUCAUUUUACUAA